CACACACACACACAAAACUGAACUGUUGUCUUCACUGGAAGACAAAGAAGUAUACUUGAGGAUAGGUGACAGGGCUUUUGAACUUUACUCAGUACAGCAUAUAUAUACGACUUUAGCAAAGACAACUUCAUCAGAGCUGGAGCUUUGAAGGUGGGGGCAGAGAGCUAUUAGCUACGCGCUGCAGACAUCAUUACGAGGGGAGACGCUUUCCACCGUCAGCGCCGGAGCAGAGCAGGGGAGCCCUGGCAACAAGGAGAGACACAAACUCAGCAGCCCGUUACACCCAACAGGAAUGGUGACAGCACCUGCAGACAGACAGACGUGGACAGACGGCGCAGACAUCCGGGACGCCUCCCUCCCAUCGGUGGAGAGAUCCAGACUUCGCACCAGGAACCGCAGCUCCAGUCGGGUGUCAGCUCUCAACUGAGCAGCAGGCUCCACCUACUCCGCCCAAGUGGCUCUGCCUCCUCUGCUCAGGAAGUGCCGAGUCCCUGAGUCAACACAGUGCAUUCUGGGAUAGUCUGGAACCCUCUCCAUGGGCUGUACCACCUGCUGACAAACCAGGGGGGUCUGGAGGAGUUGUGUUGAAUGAGGUUUGUGCUGCGUGUGGGCAGGCUUGCUUUUGCAGAGAAAUGAUUCCACAUGAAGUGCGACGCACUCGGCCCCCCGUCGUCCUCGGCGGCAGCAGCAGGUGUGAAGUCGUGACACUCUCCCCUACCACACAGAGCUCACCCUUCAGACGCUAAAGACCCCUGGACCGAACAGACAGCCCUACCCAUCCCCUCUAACCAUCCCUCCAUUAUCUUUAUUUCCAUCUUUAAUCCUUCCUCACCUGUUCCUUAGGGCCUGGAUUUUCUUUGUUAUCAAGACAAGACCUGAUAAUCAACGGCCUUGGGUGAACUGGAUAGAGAGAGAAAGAGAGACAAGAUUAGGAAGGUUAAUUUAUAGCUAAUUAAAGUGAGACAAAGAACAGAACAUCAAAAAGUGAGGAAAAGAGAAAGGAAAGUGAACUAGAAAGUCAGAGAGAGGGGAGAACAAAAAAGAAAGGUAAAAGCUAGGGAAGUCCAAAAAUUGGGGAAAGAUAACGCAAGUGCAGUUGAGGGACGUGAGUCGAAUCAUGAAGUCCAACCAGGAACGCAGUAAUGAAUGUCUGCCCCCAAAGAAGAGGGAGAUCCCCUCAAGCACAUUACCAUCUGAAAGUCGUUCGCUUAUCAUGCCACCUGCCAGUGACAGCCAGCGCACAGAGAACAUGGCCUGGCUUGCCAGUGUGGCUGGUGGGAAUGAGAGCAGUGUGGGUGGGCACCGUAGCUCCAGUCAGUCUGAUGGGCCCCAGUAUAAAUCCCUCUCCUCCACAUCAGACUCUUCAUCUUCCUCUUCUUCACUGAGGCUAGUCUCAUCUCUCCCUACGGUUUAUACAUCUCCCUUAUCACAAUCCACAGUUGGAGGAACUGUCCAUUACACCCAACUGCCUCCCAAUCUCCAGUUCAUUGCCUCACCCUACCCCACCCCAUACACAGGCUACAUCUCCCCUCAACUGCUUCCACCUCCUCCUCCACCUCCCCCACUCUCUUCCUCCUCCUCCUCCUCUUUGGCCACACAGAGACCCUCACACACAGAGACAGCCUCUGCUCCUUCGCAGGCCUCCAAACACGACCAUCACAGAGCGUCCACGGGGCGGACCUCCAUGCCUCCGCCCCACACAGACCCCGCCCCUCACCACAUUCAGAUGUCAACCUCCCCACGGACUGUUCCGUCACCUCAUCACCAGGGAGGCAUUCACCUUCCUCCCCAUUCGAUGCACCCCCACCAUACUCUGGGACAUGGGAUGUCCCAGGUCGUGGUGCAAUAUACAGAUGGACCCACCAGGAAAGAGGAUGGUGGCUCUAGGCCCAGAGAGCUCCAUAAUGGAGAGCUUGAAAGGGGCCGGCGGUUUGGAGCGUCCCCCGAGUCCAGCAUCUCCAAGUCAGGGAGCAAAUCACGGGAUGCCACUUCUUCUUUGUCCUCCUAUGAGGCUCGCCAGCUGGUUCUGCCAUCAGACUACUCUACUCACGAUCCCUCAGGGCUGAGAACUUCUGUCAUGCUAAUGCCCAACAGCCAUGGGGACCACCAGCUGGUACCACCCAGAGCCAGCCCUGAAAAGCUGACCCCCUCUGCCCCUGCACACCUGGAAAAAGGUGGCAUCAUCCUGGGCAAGCCUGUUAAUCGCACACCCUCCGCCUCCAACACCACUUCCUCGUUCACGUUUCCUCCCCCAUUAAGUGUAGACAGCCUGAAAGCUGCUGUCAGCACAUUGUCGCCCCAGACCGUUAUCCAGACCACCCACAAUGCAACAGAAUCACUGUCAAUGGGGCUCCCCUCCACCAGUAUCUACCCCCAGCCACCUAUCAUUGGUUACAUCGCAGGGGGCAGUGGAGGCCAGCAUACGCCAAUCAGCUACCACACCAGCCUACAACAACACUUACUCAUUCCUGGUGCCCAACCAGUCAUUAUCCCCGUUAGUGGAGGUGGAGUGACCGCAUUGGAACCUGUAACCUCCCACGUGACAUCAUCUUCCCAAGCCGCACCUUUCCCUACCACACUCCCACACACAUACAUCGCCGCCACUGCUCCCAAAGGAGAAACUCUGGAGACCUCCAGCGGCUCGUACCACCAGGCCGCCUCAGGUGCAGUGGUCCAAGCCCAGCUUCAUCUCCCCAUUGUUCCAGCGCCGUCGGGGCUGGUUGCUCCUUCUGCUCCUCCUCCCCCGUCCAAUACGGUGGUGCCUCCCUCGCUCCCCCCGUAUUUCAUCAAGGGCUCCAUCAUCCAGCUGGCUGACGGGGAGCUGAAACGCGUGGAGGACCUGAAGACAGAGGACUUCAUCCAGAGCGCCGAAAUCAGCAGUGAGCUGAAGAUUGACUCAUCAACGGUGGAGCGCAUUGAAGGGAGCCACACCUCACCCAACUUUGCUGUGGUUCAGUUUUCUGUUGGUGAGCACCGUGCACAGGUGAGUGUCGAGGUCUUGGUUGAGUAUCCCUUCUUCGUCUUUGGCCAAGGCUGGUCUUCAUGCUGCCCAGACCGGACCACCCAGCUUCUAGAACUGCCUUGCACCAAGCUUUCCGUGGGCGACGUUUGUAUUUCGCUCACCCUCAAGAACCUGAGGAACGGAUCCCUGAAGAAGACCCAGCCCCUGGAGCUGGCCACCCCCGCCUCUGUCCCAGCCUCUGGCCACGAGCACAUCAAACCCCCAAGAGCUGUCUCAGACGCUCCCCAAAGCUGCAGUGGCGGAGGCCCCAGGCAUGGUGAGCGGGAGAACGGCAUCAGCAAGCAGCGGGGGAGCGGCGGGAGCGGGAAUGGGAGCGUGAGCGGAGUGCGAGCCAACGUGGAGAAUGGGGAUCUCAUGUUCGGGGAAAGAGGGCCAGUUUCUAAAGGUCAGGUUGCCAGCAGUGCAGAGGGUGGAUGCAGUAAGCCAUCAGGCAGCAGGAAGCGGAGGUGGUCUGCACCUGAGGGUCGAAAAGUUGAAAAAUCAGAAGAGGAGCCACCUUUAACCCUGCCCAAACCUUCCUUCAUCCCUCAUGAGGUGAAAGUCAGCAUUGAGGGAAGGUCGAAUAUUGGCAAGUGAAGGUCCAGGACUGUUAAUAACAAUUGGGAUUUGGAAAAAAAUACAUAAAAGGAUUCUAACAAAGAAAAAAAACAUGAAUGCCCACAUUAAUGUUUCAUUUGUCUUGGUUUUAAAGUUUUGUUUUCUGUUUUUAUUUUUCUAUCUUGAAUACUGUACUGUAGAGGUAAAUUUACCCUACAUGGUAUCACCUUACAUUAAGUCCAUGUAGUUUAUAACACAUUUUUAUAGGUGGAUUUGAUAUCACCUUCUUCUGUGCCGUUUUGGUGGUUUCAUUGAGAUGACUUAUGGUGAGAGAUUUGUGAAGUGCGCUAAAUGUUUAUCGGUGGCUGUGUGGCACACCAGAGCAAUACUCCGAUGACUCUGCUUGGCUGGCUACACUUUGCACAUUAUGUAAAUUUCAAAUUAUUAGUGCACAGUUAGCUUCUUGACAGCGAUACCACUCCCUGGUGCACUGCUAGUGAGGCUGCCUGGAUGGAGACUCUUUCCCACCACUUCUCGCCACACCAGUGGUUUUUCACGCCGGGCCACAGGAGUGAUGUAACGUCAGCUGAUCCUGACCAUGAAGGAUUUGUGGAUAAAUCAUGAAAUUAGAGUGGGAGUUGGGGAAAAUGUCCUCCUCCUGUGUCUUUCGUGUAAAUGUAUCAUGUUGCUCACAGUGUCAUCGGGGUGUGCCAGACUUGAUCUGUGAUGUCAUCAAGUAGUGCCAGUGUGCCACACAAUAGAGAGGGAACAACGCUUACUCUGUUCAGUUUGACGACAGUGGAGUCUUUACUUUCAUCUUUAGCAUUUUUGUUUCAAUAAUUUUUUUUUUCUUAAACCCCCUCGUCCUCUAUCUAUCUCUGCAGUUAUUUGUUUUCAUUGAUUGUCAAAAACCUUAAUCAGGGGUCAUUUAGUCCUAGAUCGAACCUAAGUGGGUCAACGUUAAUGUAAAAAUGUGAGAUACCCUAACCUAAUACAUACAUACAAGUGCAAACACACUGGGUUGGCGAACUUCACUUUGAGAAAACGUUAAAAGAGGAAGACUGCAUACAAUCCUUGUUGUUUUUUUUGAUGAAUUACUUUAUAUUUUUUUAUCCAGUAAGGCUGUGUGAGAGGAACCGAGAGAAUCUGCAUGUCAGUUCUGAGAGGGUCAGGAUGUUUCAAAGCACUUAACACACCUGUCACACUCACCAUACAGCCGAAAAAAUUGUUUGUUGUCUCUUUAUUCACGCAGUACUGUAUGUUUUUUUUAGAUUGUUUUUUUUUUUUUUUUUGUUUAGACAAUGGUGGAAAGUAGCAACAGCACUUUGGAAAGGUGAAGCUUUUGGAAAAGUGAAGGGGUCAUUUGGUAAAGGUGGGAGCGGAUGUGCCAUGGGAUCACAAAGAAAGGGAUGAAUGUGACAGGUAUUGGAGAAAAUUCCACUUAGUAGAUGGUUAGAGGAAAGCUUUAUGGCGACAAAAGGAAUUAGAAAUCUGACAGUUUUCAGCAUGUGUGCUUCUACAGCCAGCUAGCCACACAUAAGUUAGUGAAAGGUAUUAGAAUGUUGUUUUGAAAGUUUGGGAUCUGAUGAGGAGAAAAAAAAAGGCUUUGAAAUAUCCCAAUGAUGUUCUGUACUAGACUGAGAGCAACUUAGGAGCUCACGCCACAGAAUUUUGAAGGGUGUCAUAUAUUUGUAAUGUAUGUGUGUAUGCUAGAGUGUGCAUGAUGCUGGUCAGUGUCUGUCCAUACACACACACAUGCUUACACACUUAACACAAAACAGUACAGACCAUCCCUAAAACUCAAUGACCUAUAAAUAUGUACUGUAUUUGUUGGUAAGCAGUUAGAUGAGUGCAGAUGCUUUUUCUUGCAUAUUGUCCCUAAUGCAAAGACACUAGUGGACUGACAUUGGGUUAAUGCACACUGAUAACAGUACAGAUGUACAGAAAGUGCUUGUGUAUGUGUGUGAGUUUGUGUACGAGUAUCUGUAUACUGUGUAUAGGAAAAGGAUAUACUCAUUUGAUAUAUAGACAAUGCUAAAUGUCCAGUGUUUCUACUUGGAGUCUUUUACUUAAGAGAAUCUUGCAAUUUGCACAUCAGGAGGAGGGAGGUAGGUGGAGACAUGAUUUUUUAGAUGGCCCUGUCCUGAAAGGAGCCCUAGACCAUGCAACACACUGGAGGAGACCAGGGUUUUUUUUUUUUUGUUCCUCAACAGGCACUUGUCACAUAUUAGAGGAAAAAAAAAGUUUCUGCAUCAGCGCCGUUAAGGUCAAAUUACAUUUGAGUUUUUACGAACAUGAGCAUAGCUGUAAACCAGAACUUUUUAACACGUGCCUGCCUACUGAAUUUGUUUAAAGGUGAACCAUUUGUAGUAGUGUCUCAGGGAGACUCUCUCCCUGCUGUUGAAACCAGGAUGUCCAGGGUGUAGGGGGGCUAGGGUUCAGUUUUGAACACGGCCUGUGCUUUCAGCCAGCUGAAUCCCUAUUUUGCUAUGAUGUAGCAGUUACCUCAACAGAUGUGCUUGCUGGGUCGACCCAACAUUUGGAGCUCUGUAAGCAACCGGGUCAAAGGUUGUCCAACUUAGCAUCAAUGUAGGCUCUUUCAUACAUAUGAAAACACAAGUCCUGCUCAUUUUCCGAGUGUGAAGUGUAAUGUGAAGUGUGUACUGAUCCUUUGGCAAAUUCAGUGUAAUUCAAAUGCACUGAUGUGUUAUAUUUUAAUUCAAACAAACAAAAUGAAAUGUAUCAGUGAUAGUAGACACGCAUGGUCUAGGAUUCAUUAUGUUCUGAUUGUAGGCUGCCAUGUAACAUGUAAAUGUCUCUUUCAUGCUGCAUGUAGCCGUACACAGUGAUCAUACACUGCAGUUAGAUUACCAUGUACGGGUUGUUAUCACAAUAGUGUUGUUAAGGAGGUGCAGAAGUGGUGGCUUCCUGCAGGCAUAUCUGUUGAGUUUUCUCCUCAGCCUCUGUAUUUAGGUGUUGUUAUGUGGCAGAGAUGUUUCAUUGGUUUCCACUAAGAAGUGGAUCAGUCUUUUCUUCAUCCCACUGAUAUAUAAAGCAGUAAGUUUUAGGGCAAUACUGUUUUAGGUGGUGGGAGUUUACCAGGGUGAUGGCAGGACAGAUGUGUGCUCAGAUGGAUGAGAAACGGAUGGAUAGGCGGUUGAAUAAAUGGGCAGAUGGAUGGCGAUGGUGAGUGAAUGAGCAGACCCCAUAUUGAGAUUUGAAAAUGCUUUAUUUUUUAUAAUAAAACAGGGUUUCUCAGAUUAACACCAUCACAGUAGUGCAUUUUAAUUUCUUCCUUUUCCUAUCAUGAUUAACAUCAUGAUCAUUAGUAAAAAUAGCAGUAUGUGUGUGGAUGUCACGUGUGUGUGUGUGUGUGCGUGCGUGGCUGCGUGUUUUGUAAAUGUAUGUUCUCGUAUGUUCAUUUAUUUUUCGUCCAAACCCCUUCCCAGCGGAUGAAAAGCAAAACCACAACAUCUAAACAUACCUAUCAGCCACUCAAACCAUCAAAACCUUUACUGUCGGUCAGGUAAAACAAAACAAACAAACAAACAAACAAAAAAAAAAGACAUUGAGCCAAAGCCAAGUGAUGUUGUCGUUGCUUUGGUUACUUAAGAAAGCAAUAGUAUGAUAAUAUUCAGGCACUCUCCUCAUGUGAGUGGAACACACACAAACACACACACACACACACACAGUAAUUCCACUGAAAUUCUCUGCAAUAAACAAUAAUAAUCCUCUAGCAUUACAACCAAAAACUCCUCCUUUCCACCCAUUGAGAAAAUACACAGCAAAAUGUUUUUAGAACUUCUUUGGAACAGUUGUUUCCGUUAAUUCUAUUUCCCUUAUCAUAAAAUAAACUUCUUAAAAAUUGCAGUUGCAACACCAGUUGCUAGUUUUCAGGGAAGUGUCUCAUAUAUGCAGUAACUGAACAUAACCCCCAAAACCUCCUCUGUCCCAGCCGGCCAGAGUCAUAAAGUAGACCGGCAGACGUCUUGACGCGGCCCCCAGGCCCUGCCUCGUUGCCACGACUUCCCGUAGUGACCUCGUUAACUUCGUUUCAGGUACCCAGUCAUAGCCAGCCAGCCUCACAAGCAACCUCCUCCCUGAGGCGAAGCAAUCGAUUAACCCUCAACAACCGUUAGCUACCUUUUUCAGGUGUUGCCCAGCCCGGAUUUAGCAGGGCUGGCCCGGAACUGCCUGCUCCCCUUCAUGACGUCAUCUUUUUGAUAUUCGGUCUCCUUUUCACGACUAGCUUAUACAGGUCAUUGUGUUUAUACUUAAGUGGGAAAAUGCAUGCUUAAUAAUAACUUCGAAAACAAAGCAAUCUGACACGUAAAGACGUUCUUGAAUGCAGGAGAGGGAGCGGCAACAAUUUCUGAGGGUUUGGUGUAGUUUUGAUUUUGUUAAAAUAAUCCCAAGUUUAACCUUUUUAUCCCCUUGAAAUAUAACCACAAUGUGCAAUACUUACAUUUUGCCCCCCCCCCCCCCCCAUUUGCUGUGCCAAGUGUAUGUAGCAUAGUCCUACUCCAGCGUCUCAUCCUUGUUAAUGACUUGUGUAUUUUACUGUCUAUUGAUGUGUGUGUGUGUCACAUUCUGUAAAACAAGAGUCAGAAUGUUUAUGAAGAGAAACAAAACCAAUGGAGAGUUUGUCUGUACCUCUCUUUUCCCUUUUGUCCUUGCGGCCUUCCUAAAUUUGAUGUGUGUGGAGAUUGUCAUGUCUCUUUUGUUUGUGUGUGUGUGUGUGUGUGUGUGUGUGUGUCUGCUCCAUGUGUCAUGUGUGUAGUAUGUGUGCUUAUGUAAACCUGUUCAAAUGUGUGCGAGUGUGUUAGGGUUUUGAGCGUGUGGUGCGUGUGUGUAAUGGAGUGUUUUCUCCUCUAAUUGUCUGUGAGAUCAUAAACCCUGACCCUCGACGGUUCAUGGUGAGACCCACAGAAAAAAAGAAACCUCAUUGCUAGUGGGGACCACUUUUUGUAAAAAAAAACAGGAAAAAACAAAAAAACAAAAAAGAAAAAAAAAACAACCAACCAACAGAGAUGCACAUGUAAGUAGAUGUAAAAGACUUGAUAAUGUUUCAGCACUUUCUAAUCCUAGGAUGGGCUUGGUCUAACCCCUCUGUCUCAGACCGAUACCUUCCCUAGGGGUAACAUUCAUUCAAAACAGACAGAGAGAAUGAGAGUGAAAAAAGGGGGUGAAUAAGGAUGAAAAAGAGAGGUGGCUCAGUUUAAGUUUUUGCACAUCACCUUGCCGUAGACCUUGUGUUUUUAUCUGUCUGUGCUCCAUCUCGCUUGGCGCCCGGCGCGUUCUUGGGUCCAACGGGCCGAGGUGUUAGGUGAUUCCUUGGUUCUUUUCUACUAGGAAAACCUUUUUUUUUUCUCAUGGAAUGCAUCCCUUCUAUUGUCGUGUCGGAGGUUUGUUUGGAAUCUUUUCCGCCCUGCUCCCUGACCAGGCUGUGCUGUUUAAUUGUUUUAGAGUUUUUUGUUUUGUUCCCAGUUUUGGAGUUCUGAUCUGGCGGAUGCAUUUGUCAGGAGCUCGGCACAGCUUGGUUUGGUUGUGAGGUGUGAAAAUGGUGCGUACAAACCUUUGCUUUUUUUUUUUUCUUUGCAUUAUCCUUGGUGCAGGAGCUUUUUCUGUGUUUUAGGUCUCCUUGUAGCACUCAAUAUAAUGUCAGGGGACUUAAAACUAUGUAGAGAAUGUGUCAUUGUUGAGUUUUUAUGACAAGCUUCCUCACUGGAGGAACACUGCUAAUGUCUUUUUUUUUUUAAUUGGCUUCUUGCACAACUUGACAAAUAAAAUGAAUGUUGGUGUGUGAGCUUUGACUUUUCGAUCAGACAAAAAAAGGCAUGUGUGCUCUUUGUUUCUUGAUGUUUGUACUUUCAUUUUGCAAAAAGGAUGUGUUUUUGGCACUUUGUCGUGUUUUAAAAGUGAACAGAAUUCGAUCAGGAUUCCUUUUUUUUUCAUUCUCUUUUUUUUUUUCUUUUUUUGUAUGAUGUCUCGUCAAUGUCCAUAGCGCUGGAUAACCAACUCAGGCAGAAAGAAAAAAAAAACUUGUAGAGGCCCACUUAACAGUUUAGUUUCACCCCAAUCAAUUUACAUAGUGGGCUGUUUGAUAUGGGUUAUAAGAUAUGUAAAUUUAUUACAUAUAAUUUGAUAUGAUUAACAAAUGUCAUUAUUGACAAUUAACUAUGAAUUAUUAUUAUUAUUAUAUUAUGUGUAUUAUGCUGGAGAUGGCUUGGAUUUCUCUUCAGUGUACUGAACGUCUUUAGUCUGCCUCUCUGUGCAAGGCGACAAACACUUCAGCAGGGGACAGGCUGUACGCUUCGUGACCUCUGACCCUGCCCACUGCCACGGAGGGGGUGGAGCUUAUCCGUCAGCUGUGGCUCAGUUGAUUUUCCUCCCCCCCCCACCACCACUGCUCUGAACACUCAGCCCUGAGGCUAGCAACUGGUCUGUCUCGAUGUUUUCUCUGCUAACCCUGUGACACCAAGUACUGAACUGAAAACUUUCUGGCCGAUGAGAUGGUUGGGCAGAGAAUUAGACGUCAGCGCAGACCCGCACGGACAGUCCUGGCCUGCAGGGGGGGCUGCAGCAGUUCCCAGCCAACUUGUUUGUACCAUAUUGUACUCACCAAGUCCCUGUGUCUCACUUCCCCUUUCCUCUAUAGCAAUGGAGAAACCCUGUUGGUGUAUGUAUUUGACAUCUGUACAAAUGCACCUCUUUGAAAAAGAAAAUGAAACCUUGACAUAUCUGGAAUAAA
Molecule: messenger RNA, 10310 nt
Organism: Lates calcarifer (barramundi perch)
Lineage: Eukaryota; Metazoa; Chordata; Actinopteri; Centropomidae
Gene: atxn1a
Product: ataxin 1a
Exons: 6
Coding region: 1118-3598 (826 amino acids)
Biological process (GO): nervous system development; negative regulation of transcription by RNA polymerase II
Cellular component (GO): nucleus
Molecular function (GO): RNA binding; protein binding
Source: RefSeq, a predicted model, not a curated record